CACUCAUUCCUUUCCUCUCUUUCUCCAAGUCAGUGUUUAAUGGUAUAGACGAGGAUGAACUCCCUUGUGAAAUGGGCGCUCAUCCUCUUUGUCCUCUUCUCCAUCAUUCUCAACAUCGUCCUGAUUGGUAUCCACCAAAACAAGGCGCCCAAAUGUUCUGCCCAGCGCGUCCACCCUCUGCGGGGCAAACAUAACGAGCGCAGCAGCGUGUUUGCUGACCUCACCCGGGAGGAGUACUUGCAGGUCCAGGAGUACAUGCUGAAGCAGACAGACUUGGACAUAUCCACCAAGCAGACCACCAAGCCGUCGGAAAACUUCUUGUUCUUAAUAGAUCUCUCUCUGCCUAAGAAGAAGGAGACGCUGGAAUAUUUAGACGGGAAGAGCCCCAAGCCGGUGCGAGAGGCCACGGUGGUGGUCUUCUACGGCGCCAAGGGCCACAUCAAGGAGUACGUGGUGAGUCCUCUCCCCAAUCCCAAAAAAUACAGAGAUGUCACCUUGGAGAGGUAUAAGAAGGAACUUCCAAUCAAUGCGCGUACGGUCACCAUCGGGGAAUACGUCUUGAUUUUCCAAUUUUUUCAAGAGAAAGUUUUCGUCAAAUUGGAUAAGCUCCUGAAGGAAAGCUUCAACUACAGUCCAAAGAAUAACCUGAACGCCUUUGAGCAAAUGCCCCGCGGAGUCCAAUCCGGGGACAGAAUUACCUGGGUGUCUUUCUUCAGGGACAUGAGUGGCAUGUACAUCCAUCCCGUGGGCUUGGAAGUGCUGCUCAACCAUAAGAGCGUAAACUCUUCCGAGUGGACAGUGGAUCGGCUGCUCUAUAACGGCCAAUACUUCGACUCAGUAGACGAACUUAAACAGAAAUAUGAUGACGGUACUGUUGAGAAAAUAGUUUACAAGGAGUCACUUGACUAUGGUUCACUAAAACCCAGGAAAAAGCCUCUGGAGCUCGGCCCGCAGCAGUUUUACGCAGAGGGUAAGCGCUACAGCAUCAACAAAAACCACGUCCUGUACCUGGACUGGAGCUUUGCUUUCGGGAUGAGCUCCCUCACGGGCAUGCGGGUGUUUGAUGUGCGCUUCAAGGACCAGAGGAUAGUGUACGAGCUGAGCGUGCAAGAGGCUAUGUCAGUGUACGGCUCAGUUACGCCCGGGAUGAUGCUCACCAAGUUUCUUGACUCGAGCAUCGGGAUUGGCCGUUUCGGACAUGAAUUGGUCCGUGGAGUGGACUGCCCCUAUGAAGCCACCUACGUGGAUACAUACCGGUACAUCGAUGCCCCUGCACCGAUUAGAUUCAGGAAUUCGAUCUGCGUCUUUGAGCACAACAUGGGUCAGCCCCUGCGGAGGCACUUCUCUGACUUCUUCCACAACAGUUAUGGAGGGAUGGUGAACAGCGCUCUGGUGUUCAGGACCAUCACAGCCAUUGGUAACUAUGACUACAUGUGGGAUUUCAUCUUCUAUCAGAGCGGAGCGGUGGAGGCCAAGGUGCACGCCACUGGAUAUAUCUCGUCUUCUUACUUGCAAGAUGGUUCUCUGAAAUACGGACACCAAGUGGCAGAAAACGUUCUGGGGAACAUCCACACCCACUUCAUCAACUUCAAAGUGGACCUGGACGUGAUGGGAGUAAAAAAUGUGUUCCAGACGAAAGACAUGGAGUAUGUCAAUGUGGCGCUGCCAUGGAUGCCUAAUCGCACCGCUAUGAUCCCUCAACUGGUUGAGAAGCAACUCAAAACGGAACAGGAAGCAGCUCUACGUUAUGACACCAAGACUCCUCGCUACCUCCACAUUGCCAGCAACAUGACCAACCGCUGGGGCCACCAGCGCUCCUAUAGGCUACAGGUGUUCAGCUUUACUGGGGAACACCUUCCAGAGAGCGAGGCUGAGGAGAAGGCCAUGUCCUGGGCCAGGUAUAAAGUUGCCAUCACCAAGCACAAGGACUCAGAGCAGACCAGCAGCAGUCUGUACUCUCAAAACAACAUCUGGGAUCCAGCUGUGGACUUCAGCAAGUACAUUGAAGACAACGAAAGCAUUGAAGAUGAGGACCUGGUUGCCUGGGUGACCGCUGGCUUCCUCCACAUCCCUCAUGCUGAGGAUAUCCCUAACACGGUAACUGUGGGAAACGGGGGUGGGGUUCUGCUGCGACCCCACAACUACUUUGACGAGGACCCGUCCAUCCACUCUCCAGAUGGGGUGUACUUUGGCCCGGGGAGUGAGCAAAGCUGUGAGAACAACAGAAUGGCCUGUCUUGCUGAAGAGACCUGCAGCCCCGUGCUAGAAUCCUUCACCUACCAUGGCUUUGACGGGGUUAUGAAGUUUGAGGAUUAGGUGUGAUUUAUUGAUCACUGAAAUGUAACCUCAGAGCACUGAUGUGCUCAGUGAGGUGCUUGGGCUUACUAAUCAAUCUAUCAACAAGCUUAUGUCAAUGUUUAUAAAGACAGUUUGGGACAGAAAAAGAUUUUUGCUACACAUGUUUUACAGCUGCAAGAAUUUGAGUAAAGGAAUAGUUCAACAUUUUGGGGAAUAUGGUUAUUCAUUUUCUCUCUGAGAGUGAUAUGGAUAUCAAUCUCUUCUCUGUGUGUUCAGCACAGAGCUGGACUCUGACUCUCUCUCGUUGCAUCUGGCUUGUUUAAUCCAUGCACGAAUAGUAAUAUAAACACAAUAAUUUGUGGUUUUUGGCGGUGUUAUAUGCUGGAACAAUUUCUCCUGAAGUCUUGUCGUCACAGUGAGGUUGCUGGGUCUGGUACCAUUGUGCCGGUACAGACAACCUUUGUUCAUAGACCGUAUAUGGCAAUGCUGCACUACAUCAGGAGACACUGCACAGAGGUGCCGGGGAAGUAGUUCCAAGACCUAACUCCAGUAAAACACAAGCUACCCCCCUCUGUUCUCCAUGGUAUGCAUCAUGUAAACAAAAUGCAAGACUUGGUGGCAUUAUAGUAGCCAACUUGAGGCCCUUAGUUUUUUCUUUUUUUCUUUUCUGUAUGUAAUGCUUUAGUGUUGUACAGUAUAUUACCAGAUACAUUCUCAAUGAAUCAAGCUAUCACAAAAUAAUUGUCACACAGUGAACUUGGAGCCUUUCAGAGGGUCCCAGGGGAGUUACCCUACUGGUAAUGUAUCUUUGAUGGAUAGAUACAGAUAUGGCUGACUAGAAGGUUGGGAAACAAUCUAUUUUAUGGUAUCAAUGAUAAUUUAAAUGCUAUUUCAGUUGUAGUUCUAACAUCUGUACCCUCAGCCCCCAGCCCAUUGGUUCUUUCUAAAAUGUGAUUUUUUUGAAAAUGUCUUAACGUCCUAAAACAGGUAUAGUCCCCACUUUAGUUAGUUAGUCAAACAGGAAGAAAUUAUGUAUUUGUUGGGAACUAUUUUCAGUGGUAGAUAAAUCCAAAUUUAAAGUAUUUCUGGCAGCAGGACAGUGUGUGUGGAAUUGAGUCAGAGUGAAGGUAUAGGUAUAGUGUGGCUUGUUGUGUUUUAAAUAGGUUUUGCCAACAAUGGAAGUCUAUGACACAAAGGAGUGAGAUAUUUUUAGGCUUUGAUACACACACAUUACUUGGUAGAAGGGUGUAUUCAUUUGUCUUGGCUCUGCACAUGUUGACCACAAUUUACAUAUAGAAUGGUGUAAAGUAUGCAGAGUUUCUAGUAAUUCUAUCAAUAAAAAAUAAGAUUGGUAAUAGACAGCUCUAAAGAACAGUAUGACAUGACAAUAUGGGUCUUGCUUCAUUUCCUAAUCUUGAGGCCCUAUCUUGAAUAGUUUUAAGACCUUGAUUGAUUUAGUAUUGUAUGUAUAUGUUGCAUAUUCCUAAAUUAUUAUUAUUUUGAUCACAUAGUAAACUUGGCAUGACAUUGGGAGUUAAAAGAGGCCUAGCAUCUCACUUUGCCUCGGCAACCUCCAGGAGGUUAAUUCAGCCAUGUAGUUAAAGAUUUCUGUUGCUAUUCAUCUGAAAUAGACAACAAAUGUAGUUAUUAUUAGGUUAAUAGAAAUAACUGUUACAGUACAUCAUGAGGAGUAAAAAUGGUGUUGCCUGGGAUUUCAAAACCAUAUGAUAACAUCUUCAGGAAUGUUAUCUGUGGUUUGAGAUUUUGCAGGCAGCAAUGUUUCAACAGCUGUCAUCAUUAUGUAAUGCUUUUAAUCAUUUUCAUUCUUAGGCCAGCUAACGGGGUUUUUUUUUAGCAAGAAGUCAAAAUUAAUCCAAAUGCAUUGUAAAUGACACAUGAACCACUGUGAUGUAAACUGUGACAUAAACAUUAUAAACUGACACUGUACAGUCAGCUGUGUGUAAGUGAGUGCACUAACAAAUAUGAGCUUUCAGUCCAAAGUAGGACCCUUCGUCUGAUGUGGCUCGAGGCUGGGACUACUGAACGUCUGAUUGUUGUUUUUACUCUUUUUAGAUAUUUUUUUCUACACUGGGACAUUCAGAGGAAUUUUACUGUUGUUGUUGUUGUUGUUUCCUCUCUUAAUAAAAGAAGAGAUUAUUUGUUUAA
This is a messenger RNA of Scomber scombrus (Atlantic mackerel), 4464 nucleotides long. RefSeq names its product amine oxidase copper containing 2 (gene aoc2). The transcript is spliced from 5 exons. The record is from RefSeq and is a predicted model, not a curated record. Lineage: Eukaryota; Metazoa; Chordata; Actinopteri; Scombriformes; Scombridae. Gene Ontology annotation, molecular function: quinone binding; copper ion binding; primary methylamine oxidase activity. Gene Ontology annotation, biological process: amine metabolic process. Gene Ontology annotation, cellular component: plasma membrane. Bases 55 to 2316 code for a protein of 753 amino acids.